Messenger RNA from Actinia tenebrosa (Australian red waratah sea anemone), 1664 nucleotides. RefSeq lists its product as uncharacterized. The record is from RefSeq and is a predicted model, not a curated record. Lineage: Eukaryota; Metazoa; Cnidaria; Anthozoa; Actiniaria; Actiniidae.
GACACCUGAAGGUAAAGAUUCUCUAGUUCCAAGAUGGCGGAUAGCAAGCGUAGUCCAUGGCCGUCAUCCAGUAUGAUAGUUACAAUGAUUUUCGUGCUGUUGUGUUUGGGGGAAUUCAUCAGAGUUGAGUUGCUCUUGAAGGACCAUAUGUCCAAAAUACGAGAACUUGAAUCUAAAUUACAGGCCAACAGACAUCAUAACAAUGAGGGCACGAAAAGCCAGCAGAAGCAGAACGUAAAAUUAACAAAGCCAGAAUCCUCUAGAGUCCGUGUUCGUCGUAACGCAUCUGACUCUCAACUGACUGACUUGAUAAAACUCCAACAAUUACAUGCCAGUGUCUGUAAUAUCACCAUCACAGACAUGAAAUGUCGUGCAGGCCCUCCCGGACCACCUGGAAGGCCUGGUCGCAGAGGAGAAAGAGGACUGAAAGGGGACAAGGGGAUUCCUGGUAAACUAGGUUACCGUGGCAAUAUGGGUCCUCCUGGUCCAAGGGGAGAUAAAGGAGAGAGAGGAGAGAAAGGAGGUUUGGGAAUUCCUGGUCUACAUGGCAACAAUGGUAUCAUGGGUCCACCAGGUCGAAGAGGACAGAAGGGAGAGAAAGGAGAGAUUGGAAGGAAAGGAAAAAGAGGAGAAAAGGGGGAGCAGGGACCGAAAGGCACUUUGGUAUCAAAUGUAAAUCCAGGCUUGACUGUAUCAUCACCUCACGUGAUCGUUUUUCCUCCGACAAUGGUCAUAAAUGAAAAUCAGACGGCAAUCUUUAACUGCUUAGUGCAUGGUUAUCCUGAGCCUGUGAUUGGUUGGAGUAAGGUAGAGGAACGCAACAGUUCCCAGUUGAGUAAUAACCGUAGGCUGGUGAUUCCUAACGCCAGACCCAGUGACACAGGAACGUAUCGAUGUCAGGCUAAAAACGUUCUUGGUACUAAACAAAAAACAGUUUACCUCGCUGUUAAUGAUUUUAAAGAUUGUUCCGAGAUCUAUAAAUCAGGAGAAAGACGAAGCGGUGUCUACGUAGUUAACCCAGACGGACGUGGUCGGCCUUUCCAAGUCUACUGUGACAUGACAACAGACGGAGGGGGGUGGACUGUGUUCCAGAGAAGACAAGAUGGAUCCGUAGACUUUUAUCGUGACUGGAAUGAAUACAAAACAGGGUUUGGAAACCUGCAUGGCGAGUUUUGGCUGGGGAAUGACAAGAUUCACCGACUGACGUCACGAACAGCCUCGAUGCUACGCGUUGACCUAGAGGACUGGAACGGUGUUAAGGUGUAUGCCAAAUAUGGUAGUUUUAGUGUUGGUUCUGAAGGUUCAAAUUACAGGUUGAGUGUGACGUCGUAUUCUGGUUCGGCCGGUGACUCACUGGCACCCGAUCAUAAUGGCAUGUCGUUUACUACCAUAGACCGUGAUAAUGACGAGUCUAGAUUCACUAAUUGUGCAAGUUCAUACACUGGUGCCUGGUGGUACGAAAGUUGUUAUAGUUCCAACUUGAACGGUCAAUACCUUGGUAAUGUUCUCAGCUUAAAAGGCGUUGUAUGGUACGAAUUUAAAAAUGAAUUUUUAUCUCUUAAGUUUACCGAGAUGAAGUUAAAACCAACUUAGUUCUCUUCAAUCAAUUAACGAGUAGGGUGUGAGUGAGUGUUUGUGAUCAUUCAAUAAAAUAGUAAACUGUA